Aureobasidium musti is the source of this 897-nucleotide messenger RNA. The record is from the annotation of a GenBank genome assembly. Lineage: Eukaryota; Fungi; Ascomycota; Dothideomycetes; Dothideales; Saccotheciaceae.
AUGCGUUCCUCCACCGCCGCCAUUGCUCUUGCACUCGCUGUCGGCGCAGCAGCUGCUCCUCAGGGUGUCGUCUAUGUCACCAGUGUCAUUGACAAGACCACUACCUGGUGCCCGGCUGGUGCUACCAUCACCCACGCAAGCGGCACCACCGUCUUGACUGCUGCUACCAUGAUGACUCUGCCCGUCUCCUCUACUGCUGAGGCUGUCUCUGCCUCGACUCCCCAGGCUGCUUCCGUUUCCACAAUUCCUACUGGAGGCUCGUACGAGUCUGCUCCCGUCUCAUGCGCCGAGGGUAUGAUGUCCUCUGGUGGCUCAUGCGUACCUGUUCCUGUCACCUCCGCCCCCGUCCCUUCCGCCUCUGCUCCAGUCUCAUGCGCCGAGGGCAUGAUGUCCUCUGCUGGCUCAUGCGUAUCUGCCCCCGUCUCCUCCGCCGCUGUCUCGUCAGCUGUGGUCAUGCCUACUAGCGGCUCAUACGCUUCUGCUCCCGUUUCAUGCGCUGAGGGUAUGAUGUCUUCUGGUGGCUCAUGCGUGUCUGCUCCCGCCUCGAGCCCCGUUUCUCCUGAGGAGACCUCCUCCGUCCCUGCUGUCGAGUCAAGCCGUGCUCCUGUCGCCUCUGUCGGAACCGCUACCCCUAUCAUUCCCGGUGCAGCCUACGGCUCCUCUGCUCCUUACCCCAUGUCGUCUGCUGCCGGCGCUGUUGGCUACGCUCAGCCCUCGGGUGUCGCUGGUCCCUCUGGCUACGCCCAGCCCUCUGGAGUUGCUGGUGCCUCUGGUUCUUCGUCAGCUGCUAGCCCUGCCAGCCCCUCCUCCUCCGCCUACACUGGUGCCGCUUCUCGCAACUUCGCCGGCGCUACUGGUGUUCUUGCCGUUGCCGUCGCUUUCCUUGCUCUCGCUUAA